AAUUUUCAAAAAAUUUUAAGAUUUUAAGUGUAAUUAAAUAAAUUUUAUAUACAAAUAUAUUAUUUAUUCUAUAUUAAAAUAAGUAUUUCGUAUGUGGCGCUCAUGUUCUGCAGAUAGAAGAGGUUCAUUAAAAAUGUCACGAAGACGAGCAGCAGAUCAUGAUCAUAUUAAUUACACAAAAUUAUCAACAUCUGACAAUGAAUUCGUCGAUGCGCAGUUUGUGCCUGCACCACAAAAAGUUCCAUGGAAAGCAAUAAUAUUGGCUGGAUUAUUAUUUUUUGGCGGUUCCACUUUGUUAAUUGUUGGUAGUUUAAUUGUGAGCGGUCACAUUGAUGUGAAAUAUUCGGAUAGACUGUGGCCAAUGAUUGUUUUAGGUGUUCUUAUGUUCAUUCCAGGUGCAUAUCAUGUACGCAUUGCGUAUUAUGCGUAUAAAAAAUUUCCAGGAUACUCUUUUGAUGAUAUACCCGAAUUAGAUUAGCCAAAUUUUAAAAAAAUUAUUUAGUCUGUAAUAAUAUAUUUUUAAAUCG
Molecule: messenger RNA, 527 nt
Organism: Chrysoperla carnea
Lineage: Eukaryota; Metazoa; Arthropoda; Insecta; Neuroptera; Chrysopidae
Product: transmembrane protein 230
Exons: 2
Coding region: 92-478 (128 amino acids)
Cellular component (GO): endomembrane system
Source: RefSeq, a predicted model, not a curated record